AUGAAGCCGAAGAACCAAACCCUCAUCACAGAGCUGAUCCUCGUUGGCUUUACCAUGAAUCCUAAAAUAAAUGCUGUGCUAUUUGUCUUAUUUUUUAUCAUCUACAUAAUAACAUUUACCGGGAACAGUCUCAUAAUACUCCUCAUCAUUACCAAUGCCCAGUUGCACAAACCCAUGUACUUUUUCCUUUGCGUGCUGUCCGUUCUUGACUUGUGUUAUUCGACAACGGCUUUGCCAAAAUUAUUGGCCGAUCUCUUCUCUACGGAACGGAUCAUCUCCGUCUUUUCUUGUGCCACUCAGAUCUACGUCAUCCUUCUGGUGGAAGGGGUUGAGUGUCAGCUUCUUGCCCUAAUGUCUUAUGACCGAUAUGUGGCCAUAUGCCGACCCCUCCAUUACCCGGUCCUCAUGCGUUGGGGUAAUUGUUAUAAGCUUUUGGCGCUAGUUUUCAUCUUAAGCUUUAUUCUUUGCACUGUUCCAUCACUUAUGUCUCCAAUCACUAUCUGCUCUAACCGUAUUAACCAUUUCAUGUGUGAGAUGUUGGCUGUCCUGAAGUUAUCAUGUGAUAGCAUCUCUUCCAGUGAAUUUCAGAUAUUUUCCAUCAGUUUUGUCACUCUUCUCCUUCCUCUGAUGUUGAUCUUAUUGUCUUACGCUUCUAUCAUAUCCUCUGUACUGAAGAUUCGCUCUGCGGGAAGGUCUAAGGCUUUUUCCACCUGUACGUCCCAUUUGGCGGUGGUGGCUUUGUAUUUUGGGACGGCAAUGCUGAUGUACUUUGGCCCCUCAUCCAUGUACUCUACAGAUCAGGAGAAAUAUAGCUCAAUAUUUUAUGUUAUUGUGUCUCCGAUGUUGAACCCUCUCAUCUACAGUCUCAAUAACAGGGAAGUUAAAGAAUCAUUAAAGAAGGUUCUAGCAAAAUCACAUCAGUAA
Molecule: messenger RNA, 924 nt
Organism: Hyla sarda
Lineage: Eukaryota; Metazoa; Chordata; Amphibia; Anura; Hylidae
Product: olfactory receptor 1019-like
Exons: 1
Coding region: 1-924 (307 amino acids)
Biological process (GO): G protein-coupled receptor signaling pathway
Cellular component (GO): membrane
Molecular function (GO): olfactory receptor activity; G protein-coupled receptor activity
Source: RefSeq, a predicted model, not a curated record